Molecule: messenger RNA, 1838 nt
Organism: Osmerus eperlanus (European smelt)
Lineage: Eukaryota; Metazoa; Chordata; Actinopteri; Osmeriformes; Osmeridae
Product: zinc-binding protein A33-like
Exons: 6
Coding region: 63-1613 (516 amino acids)
Biological process (GO): protein ubiquitination
Cellular component (GO): cytoplasm
Molecular function (GO): ubiquitin protein ligase activity; zinc ion binding; protein binding
Source: RefSeq, a predicted model, not a curated record
UCGGCAGCCAUUUGUUUGUACCUCACACAACCGUGGGCACUCACAGACACUCUAUCCCCGCGAUGGCCGCCAACCCGUGGGUCCUGGAGGAUGACAUGUCCUGCCCGGUGUGCUUUCAGACGUUCUCAGACCCUGUGGUACUGGAAUGUAGCCACAGCUUCUGCAGGCGCUGCCUGGACACCUACUGGACGGGCCGGGUCAUCAAACUAUGCCCCGUGUGCAGACAGACUUCCUUGACCAGAUCCCCGACUAGCAACCUGGUUCUGAGAAACAUAGUGGAGACCUGCGCCAAGGAGAAGAUCAAAACCGAGGAGGAGAGGAAGGAAUGGAGGGAGAAAGGAAGGAGUAUGUCGACAGUAGAGGGAGAGAGAGAUGGAAAUGGGGAACGUGGCGAGAGGAGGGUGUCACUGAAUGAGGAGGGGGAGGCUCGGUGUGCCAAGCACGGAGAGAAGCUGCUGCUCUUCUGUAUGGCGGACAAUGAGCCUCUGUGUGUGGUGUGUCAGACAUCCAGGAAACACAGACAACAUCAGCUGUGCCCUGUGGACGAGGCUGCCCAGGACCUCAAGGAUGAAUUUAGAGCCAGUCUUCCCCCUUUGAAGAAAAAGUUGGAGACUUUCCAAAAAGUAAAGAAGGAGUGUGAGAAAACAGUACAGCAUAUCAAGAACCAAGGCAGUCAAACAGAGAAGAAGAUCAAACAGGAUUUUGAGGACCUUCAUCACUUCCUGCUGAUGGAGGAAGUGUGUAGUCUGUCAGCCCUCGCAGAGGAUGUGGACAUCAAGUCAGUGAUCAUGAAGGAGAAGAUUGAGCACCUGAGCAAGAAGGUGGCAUCGCUCUCCAGCACCAUUAAAGAGAUAGAGCAGAAGAUAGACUCCAGAGAUCUCCUUUUCCUGCAGGAUUACAAGACCACCAAAGAAAGGUCCAAAUACCCUCAGCCUGACCCGGAGCCUGUCUUAGGGUCUCUGGUAGACGUGGCCAAACACCUGGGCAACCUGAAGUUCUCAGUCUGGGAGAAAAUGCAGCAGAAAGUCCAGUAUUUCCCAGUGACCCUUGACCCCAACACAGCUGCCCCCUGGGUCUCUCUGUCUGAUGACCUCACCAGCGCUUGUCACUGUGACGUGACUUCCCUCCCCGACAACCCGGAGCGAUUUGACCAGUGUGUGUGUGUCCUGGGAGCCGAGCCUUUCUCGUCCGGCCGCCACUGCUGGGAGGUGAACGUGGGGUCCAAGACCCGCUGGGACCUGGGGGUCCUGAACGAGAGCGUGUACAGGAAGGGCAUCCUGACUGUGAACCCGGCCCACGCGUUCUGGGCCCUGGCCCUGAGGGACGGAGGUCAGUACAGUGCCUGCACCAUGCCAUGGACCCGGCUCACCCUGAAGAGCAAGCCCAGCAGGGUGAAAGUGUGUCUGGAUUACGACAAAGGAGAGGUGUCCUUCUACGACUCAGCCGACAUGUCCCUCAUGUACACGUUUGAAGGCAAGUUCACAGAGAGGCUGCUGCCCUACUUCUCUCCCUGUGUGAGCGAUGCCGGUCGCAAUGCCGAGCCCCUGAAAAUUUGCCCUGCCAAAGUGUCUGUGGUUAUUGACAUUGGGGAGGAUGACCAAAACAAAGAAUGAAGAAAAGAAAAGUAAAAAAAAAAAUGUGUCAGCUUAUUCCUGUCUCCUCUAUUUUUGGUUUCUGUCUUUCAAUUAACUGUGUAUUAAACAAACAGGAUUUUCUAUUGAAACAAUGUUAUACUGUGUAUGUAUUCGGAAAUAUUGCUUUGCAUACUCAUGGACUUCUGAUUAUGUCCGACUAAUAAAGACUUCAUGAAAUAAAGUAAACAUGACUCAUGACGUUGC